Messenger RNA from Telopea speciosissima, 901 nucleotides. Its product is annotated as adenine phosphoribosyltransferase 1-like. Bases 191 to 739 code for a protein of 182 amino acids. NCBI's taxonomy places the organism in Eukaryota, Viridiplantae, Streptophyta, Magnoliopsida, Proteales, Proteaceae. Gene Ontology annotation, cellular component: cytosol; cytoplasm. The transcript is spliced from 6 exons. The record is from RefSeq and is a predicted model, not a curated record. Gene Ontology annotation, molecular function: adenine phosphoribosyltransferase activity. Gene Ontology annotation, biological process: adenine salvage.
GGUAAUAACUCCAUGGUUGAAACUUGAGCCCCCCACCACUCUCACCUUGGCACAUAGUCUCUACCCUAAUCAUAGUCCCUCUUCUUCUUCUUCUUCUUCUUCUUCUUUGUGAGUGGUGGUGGUGGUAGAGAAUAGAUACUGGUGAGUGGGUGGGUGUCUCGCUCCUCAGUGCUUCUGCAGAAAAGGAGAAAUGGCUUCAGAGGAUGGCAAAGAUCAACGACUUGAAAGAAUUGCUUCUGCGAUUCGAGUCAUCCCGGACUUCCCUAAGCCAGGCAUCAUGUUUCAGGAUAUAACGACUCUGCUUCUUGACCCUAAGGCAUUUAAGGAUACCAUUGAUUUGUUCGUGGAGAGAUACAGAAGCAAGAACAUCUCCGUUGUUGCAGGAAUUGAAGCACGAGGUUUUAUAUUUGGGCCUCCUAUUGCCUUGGCUAUUGGAGCAAAAUUUGUCCCUAUGAGAAAACCCAAUAAAUUGCCUGGGGAGGUUAUUUCAGAAGAGUACUCUUUGGAGUAUGGAAAAGACAUAAUGGAAAUGCAUGUAGGAGCUGUACAGGCAGGAGAACGUGCCCUUGUUAUUGAUGACCUUAUUGCAACUGGGGGUACCCUGUGUGCAGCAAUCAGGCUAUUGGAACGUGUUGCGGUGGAGGUGGUUGAGUGUGCUUGUGUCAUAGAAUUGCCAGAGCUAAAGGGUCGGGACCGACUAGGAGACAGACCAUUAUUUGUCCUUGUAAGUGCGGUUUAAUGGGAGUUUGUAGUAGACCUUUGAUGUUGAUCACUGUCAGUGCCCCACUUUAAGUUGAGGAGAACUUGAGAAGAGAAGCCUGGUAAUGCUUAUUUUAAACUUGAAAACAGAUGGUUGAUAUUCAAGUCAAUAUUUGAAAAUGACAAUAAAUGGGACCUGGAG